Molecule: messenger RNA, 1878 nt
Organism: Colletotrichum tamarilloi
Lineage: Eukaryota; Fungi; Ascomycota; Sordariomycetes; Glomerellales; Glomerellaceae
Exons: 3
Coding region: 1-1878 (625 amino acids)
Source: RefSeq, a predicted model, not a curated record
AUGGCGACAAAUCAUACUAUGAGUAUGGGAUGGUCUUAUUCAGACUCUGGCACUGGUUACUAUCACUCUGUGGUUGGCUAUUCCAACUCUGGUACGUCUAGUAGGGGUUACUACUCUGACGGUCCGGAUUGGGCCGGAUAUGUGUCCUCUAUCUAUAGAGCAGCAAAGAAUCCGGAGUACCCCAUAAUCACUGUCAAUCUACCAGGACGAUGGAACCACUCAUCAGACAACUUCGAUGCCCAGAAAGAUUGUUACGACACGAAGGUUCUGUUCGAUUACUCCAGUACGGGACGAAGGCCUUCCACUGCAAACUUAUACGGAUGCGCCGCCAUCGCGACCUCGGCAUUUCUCGUGCAAAGUGAGAAAAUUGACACCGACUACAGCGUCAAUGAAACGAUAUCAAAGAUAAAUUUGGACUCUUUGAUGGCUUUUAAUGCCACAAAAGUCUUUGAGCAGAUUCUUGGUUGUAUCGAAAUUUCCUGCGCCGGAGGAAAUCCUCUGGGAGAGUGCGAUCCCGGCGUCGCGAAGCUAACACGGGGCCAAGUCAGAGCUGGUGAAAUGGAUGAGGUCUUGAAUUCCCUCCAGGACUUGUGUUCCGUAUUCUCAAAUGGGCCGCAAGCCGACAUUGCUGGUCCUGGUAUUGCUGUGUCCUAUUACAUACAGGUCGCAUUGAGCAUUUGGUUCUUCAUCUUCUGCGGCCUACUCCCUCAUCAGCCUGACUCCUCCACCUUUUUCGGCAUGUUGCUUGCUUUCAGGUGGUGCUUGAGGCUUUUUCGAAAGCGCUCAGAGACCGAGAUGGACAGACUGCGCUCGACCUUCGCGCACCUGCGCUCGACUCGUUUCUGCGUGGCCUUGCGUUCAACCAUGGUCGAGUUCCAAGAAACACAGGCAUUUUUCGUUAUGGCUAUUGAGGCGGCGACCUUAACCAUGGUCAUCAUGAACAAACAGUCUCUCGCCAUCCGAGUCGACGUCGGUGCUGCCAAAGUCUUUGCGAGUGCCAACACGCUGCUGGUUCUUGUCACGCAAGCCAUCAUGCAACGCAGAGGCAUGUACUGGUGGUAUACGUUCGUUCUAACAGUCAUAGUCUAUGUCCUGUGUUCCAUCAUACAGAUGCUCAAUCUUCCGACGCCAAAGCUCGUUUCGGAUCCGUCCCCUGAGUACGAGGCCUGCGGCGGGAGGCACAGCAUUCUGCAAACUUGCACGCAGGCUGAAUAUGGCAAUAACGUAUACAGCAGCUACGUUUAUGGAGUAAGCCCUGUAAUACCAAUAGUUCAAUUUUCCAUCUAUACGUCAGUCAUGCUCUUUUUGACGAUGGACCAUCUGAGCCAUGAUCCUCGUCUUAGCAAGAUGAUAGCCUCGACAUACCACGCUCGGAGAGGGCGUGAGAUUCGAAUACCAGCUUGGGUUAUCAAAACAUUCUCUUUCUUGGGAAAGAUUCUGUGGUUCAUCUUGGUUACUGUGAUAGCUUAUACAGUGCUACUCAACAUUGUUCAAGUGAAUCGCUUUGCUGGAGACGCAGUAGGUAGUAAAGAACAGUGGACUUUUGGUCAGGUUGUGGCGGUUCUGGUCUGGGCACCGGUGCUAUCCAAGUACAUCUACUAUAACAUUUUCGGCAUCGAGCUCGGCGUUGGCAAGCGGAUAGACGAUCAGUACAAGGUUGUACUCAACAAAGAGAAACCGCCAUCGACACUUUCCGGAGCACAAGGACAGUCUGAUUCUUCGAGAAACUUGGUGAAUCAAAGUAACUACAUCAGAUUAAGUAGUAUUGGGGAUGGUAAUGAAGAUCGGAGACCGGCCGGGGCGGAGACGAGGUCAUUUUCGGGAGGGGUUAAGCGCAAACCGUUGCCACCUAGAACCAACACUGAGUUGCCCAGAUGA